GACUUACGGACAGCGUCAGUGUGCAGAGAAUUGUGAAGAAAUACCUGAAUAUAAGUUGCAUAGCAAAGCAAUAAAUUUUGAGAGAUGCGGUUGUUGACUUUAACUCUGCUGUGGCUUUUGGGCACCAGUGAAGCAGCACUCACUACGGAAAUGUUUGUGCAAUCAGAACCAGCUAACAAUCCAACAACAACAGUGCCGAACAUUGUUAAUGACACGCAGUCAAAAAUAGAAUUUUCUUCUGUGCAGGAUAAAAAUGUGGCUGGCGAUAAUGAAGUCGUUGAUGCAGAUGAGGCUGCAGCAGCUGAGCAUAUGGCAACUGCUAUUGUAGCACCACUGACUCAUAUCGCGCACGUCACCUACGAUUCCGUGCCAGUGACACACAAGCCCAACGAUCACAAGCCGCUGUUUCAUCGUGAAUCGCACGAUGAGUUGAUUAAAUUGUAAAAAAGCACAACAAUGAAACGAAAUAAAAUGUCUAC
This is a messenger RNA of Anastrepha obliqua, 479 nucleotides long. RefSeq lists its product as uncharacterized. The record is from RefSeq and is a predicted model, not a curated record. Bases 85 to 444 code for a protein of 119 amino acids. The transcript is spliced from 2 exons. NCBI's taxonomy places the organism in Eukaryota, Metazoa, Arthropoda, Insecta, Diptera, Tephritidae.